Molecule: messenger RNA, 1188 nt
Organism: Hypoxylon fragiforme
Lineage: Eukaryota; Fungi; Ascomycota; Sordariomycetes; Xylariales; Hypoxylaceae
Exons: 11
Coding region: 1-1188 (395 amino acids)
Source: RefSeq, a predicted model, not a curated record
AUGGCCUCCAUUCUGUCUCUCCGAGACAAUGGGGUCGCACUAUCGACCCGACACCUCGAGUAUGAUGUCGGGUUUGUCUUCAGCGCGAUCCUCACCUUCAGCGCUGGCUCCGUUCUAUCGUACUUGCUUGUACAACGAAUACUUGUUGCAAAAUGGUGGCGUCUACCAUUUGUCGCCUGGGUGGUCCUGUCUAUCUAUGGUGUUUCAUGGGGUUUCGUGUUCGCGUCGACCAUCGUCAACUAUGGGAUAGGAGUCAACUCGAGCCUAGGCGCCUGCUCGGCCGCGAUCCUCAUAUGCCUAUUCUGCUACGCUAACUCAAAAUGUAUCUAUUUGUUUCUCGUCGAAAAGGCGUUCAUCAUCCGAGGCGGCACGAAACGGAGACUCGAGUCUAAGCUAUACAUUUUCAACUCGUUCGGUAUAAUGACACUAUACAUGGUCGUGGGCGGCUUAAGUUUCUUCUACCGUAUGGUCCGCAUGGAAAAUGGACACUGCAUCAUUGGAAUACAAAACCCGGGGCUGGUGCCUCUUAUAGUACUCAGCAUCGUGGCUAACGUUUACAUCACGUUAUUAAUUAUAAACCCAUUUCGAGGUAUUCCCCUUUUUAAGGGACUUUCCAAUGGGACGGCCAACCCUCCUAGACUGCGCGCAGCGGCCACGCGUACUGCUACCGGCGCGCUAUGUACUAUGAUAUCCGGUGUAAUAAACUUUUCGGUUCUCAUGGCACUCCAAGGCGAACCCGGAUGGAUAUUCCUCACGUGUUGUAACGCGGAUAUCUUAUUCUCUACAUUAGUCAUCUACUGGGUAACAGCUCGCGACAACUCCAGCGCCAUCGAAUCGGCUCCCACGGCCUCCCCGUCCGCCUCUUCUAACACCCCAUCCGAUAAGCGCUCCUCGCGCCGGCCCCACUCGGCCUCCAUGACCUCACCCCUAUCCUCCGCCCUGUCCUCGCGACGGAGCCAGAAAAAAUUCACCAUCUCUCUCCCACUCAACACCACCAGCUCCUCCCAGUACGAGCACAUCUUCGGCGAGCCCGAGCCCGAGACCGAAAACCGAAAUCGUGAGUGCCGCCAGUGCGAGCACAAGAAGAAGCAACAGCGCUGCUGCUGCGGGCGCAAGCACGGCUGGCCCCUCCGCCUCGACCUCGACUUCCACACGAAGAUACAAACCCGGCUCAUUCGGUUCCGCUGA